Ectocarpus sp. CCAP 1310/34 is the source of this 1838-nucleotide messenger RNA. The record is from the annotation of a GenBank genome assembly. Lineage: Eukaryota; Phaeophyceae; Ectocarpales; Ectocarpaceae.
UCCCUCACACUCCACACACACACCCUCUCCUCCCACCACACCACAACUCGAACAACACACUAAGUCGCCAGCCGAUCCUCGCGCACGCGUACCGCCGCUCCAAGAAGCCCGCCAGACUCCGAACCUGUCCUCAAUUCACUUUUCCCCGGAGGAUAAGAAAGAGGAUGACUCGCACUGGAUUCGUUGCUCUGGCCUGCGGCAUGCUUGGCGCCGCCAACGCCCUCAAGGUGUCCACGCCGUCGAAAGGCCUCACCGUCAUCGCGGACCGGACCUACACCGUGGAGUGGACGGGCACUAGCUCGGACAACCGUUUCGAGAUCGACCUCUACUACUGCGGCUCGAUGUGCAUGGAGGACGACUGCGGUGACUGGGUGACGGCCCUGUGCCCGUACGGCGAGGACGGCUGCCCGGAUAACGAGGGCGACUACGACAUCGUCAUGCCCGAGCCCAUGCUCGGCACGUCCGGCUCGGGCUACAAGGUGCGCGUGUGGGACAUCCAUGACGAGGAGGACGCGGACUGCUCGGACGAGUUCUACCUGCUGGCCUCGAGCGAGGCCCCCUCCGUGGGCGACGAGGACGGCCCGACCCUGGAGGUCACCUCGCCUGCCUCGGGUGACCUGGCCACGACGUGCGGAGAGUACACCGUCGAGUUCGACUACGACAACGGGGUGGGAUCGAGCGUGGACCGGUUCGCGAUAGACCUCUACCGCGCUGACGGAGAAGGCGACUGCGGGACGUACGUGCAAUCCAUCUGCGACAAGCCUACUAUCGGCUGCAAGGACUCGAUGGGUGACUACGACGUGGAGAUCCCGUGCGACACGGACGCUGGAGAGUACAAGAUUCGAGUGGCCCGCUUCGAGGACGAUUCUCUCUACUCGUGCUCCGGUACCUUCACGAUAGAGGAAGGCGACGACAGUGACGACGACAGCGAUGACGAGGACGCCUUCAGCCUGUCGUACAGGUUCUAGGUUUACCGAACUCCAUCUCAUCUCUUGGCAAUCUCUUGACAGGGUUUAUUUUCCGCUUCCGUGGUCGGUCGUGUCCGUUGGUGUUGCUCGUGUUUUCGGAUAGGGUUGUGGGAGCAGGUGAUGGGUGGGUGUGCAGGGAAGGAGACACGACACGGAUUAGGCGUGGAAGUGGGAGGAAAUGCCGAACGUGUCGUGGAGUAUUUUGUGGUGUCGACUGAUGUUUGUUUUUGUGCAUUCCGUAAAAUGUUUCGGCGGUACGGGCUGCCGGUAUGUCGAUCAACCUGAGAGCUGCGUGUUAGACUAUAGCUCUUUGUUUGCUCAGCAGCGGCGGCGCUACACAAAUCAUGUGGAGGAACGCUAUUCAAUCGCCUUGGCGAAUGUUGCAUUCCUGUUUUAGUUUAGCUGCUGGCAACACUCGGUAAAUGUUGUCUUGUUUAGAGAAGAUUGUCGAAUUUAUUUCGCCAUAACACCCAUCCAUCUCGUGUUGUACAAUUAUUGGUAGAGGACAGUGUGUUCGGUUGGGCUGGACCGAAGAUUUAGUGUCUGUAGAAGUUGCGGGUAACCAUCGCGUUGCAUUGUUAGUCGUGUUGUUGUGGUCCAUUCGUUGUACUGUUAGGUGGCGCAGCAUUUCUUGCGCCACCAACAUGCACGCUGUCCUUUGUAGGCGAGCAUCAUCGAGAUGAUGCUUCAAUCAACAACAGUCGCUCUUUAUUUUGUAGCCUUGUUUCUACACCAGGCCAGAUGUGAAGGCAGUUAGUUGUCUCCCCCCCUCCGCGAGACUGCUCUGGUUUCUGUUCCGGGUCUCCCGCCACCGAGAAAUGGAUGAUGAGGAUAUAGACGAAUGUCAUUUGAUACGACGGACCAAGUGUU